GACUGUUUCUGCACAUUUCAGUCUCCAGUUCAAGCAUAUUGCAUUGCCGGAUUAAUCUUUUACACUUUCACAACAAGGCAGAAUGUCGUUCGGCGGUCAAACACCGACGAUUGUCGUACUGAGGGAGGGCACCGACCAGUCUCAAGGCCGAGGACAAGUCAUAUCCAACAUCAACGCCUGUCUCGCCGUACAAUCGACUAUCAAGGGUACGCUAGGACCAUAUGGCGGGGAUCUGCUCAUGGUGGAUGAGAAUGGAAGGCAGACGAUCACAAACGAUGGCGCGACUGUCAUGAAGCUUCUCGAUAUCGUCCACCCCGCCGCCCGCAUCCUCACCGACAUCGCACGAUCGCAAGACGCCGAAGUAGGCGAUGGAACCACAUCCGUUGUCGUCCUGGCAGGAGAGAUAUUAAAGGAGAUCAAGGACUUUGUGGAGCAGGGAGUCAGCAGCCAGACCAUCAUCAAGGGCCUGCGAAGAGCUUCGAACCUCGCCGUGAACAAGAUCAUGGAGAUCGCCGUCGACACAGCAGAGGGCAACCAGCGGGAUACACUCCUGAAACUCGCCGCGACCGCCAUGAGCAGCAAGCUGAUACACCGGAACGCCGACUUCUUCACAAAGAUGGUCGUCGAUGCCGUGCUUUCGCUGGACCAGGACGAGCUGAACGAGAGGCUCAUUGGUAUCAAGAAAAUUACAGGUGGAGCUCUCCAGGACUCGCUGUUUGUCAACGGUGUCGCAUUCAAGAAGACGUUCGCGUACGCCGGAUUCGAGCAACAACCCAAGUCCUUUACAAAGCCAAAGAUUGUGUGCCUGAACGUUGAACUCGAGUUGAAGAGUGAGAAGGAUAACGCAGAAGUGCGGGUGGAGCAGGUCUCGGAGUACCAAGCAAUCGUGGACGCGGAAUGGCAGAUCAUCUACAACAAGAUGGAGGCGCUACACAAGACGGGCGCGAAGGUCGUGCUUAGCAAGCUUCCCAUUGGUGAUCUUGCGACGCAGUACUUCGCCGACCGCGAUAUCUUCUGUGCUGGACGAGUAGCAUCAGACGAUCUCGACCGCGUUUGCAGGGCCACAGGCGCCAGCGUUCAGUCCACCUGCACUGACAUCCAGGCCAAGCACCUCGGAACCUGCGAAACAUUCGACGAGCGACAAAUCGGUGGCGAGCGCUUCAACUUCUUUGAAGGCUGCCCAGAGGCCAGGACUUGCACUCUGGUGCUUCGUGGAGGCGCAGAGCAAUUCAUUGCUGAAGUGGAGCGAAGUCUGCACGACGCCAUCAUGAUCGUCAAGCGUGCCAUUAAGAACCGAAGCAUCGUUGCCGGAGGUGGUGCUUGCGAGAUGGAGAUCUCAUCGUACCUUCACAACUACGCCGACACCAAGGUCCCCCAUAAGCAACAGCCCAUCAUCAAGGCAGUCGCAAAAGCACUGGAGGUUAUCCCCCGGCAAUUGUGCGACAACGCUGGUGUUGAUGCGACAGAUAUCCUCACCAGACUGCGCGUGGAGCACAGGAAGGGUAACAUCUGGGCUGGUGUCGACUUUACCACAGACAGCAUCGCAAACAACAUGGAGAAGUUCGUGUGGGAACCCAGUCUGGUCAAGGUCAAUGCUCUCCAAGCAGCGACGGAAGCGGCGUGCCUGAUUCUGAGUGUUGACGAGACGAUAAAGAACCAGGAGUCACAGGCACCACAAGGUCCAGGGCAGCAGUUGCCGCCAGGUGCAGCACAGCGGGCGCUGGGUGGGAGAGGACGUGGCAGGGGUAUGCCCAGGCGGUAGAGGAGCUCUUUACGAGCGCUACGAAAGGAAAUGAGGUGUAUAUCACGAUCAAGACACACUAGCGCCACAUCAAGGCCGGAAUAAGAUGUCUACGAUAAUGAAAAAAACGAUCAUCUAUGAGGUGACAGACCCAAGAUCCAUAAUGAUUUGAC
Molecule: messenger RNA, 1914 nt
Organism: Dothidotthia symphoricarpi CBS 119687
Lineage: Eukaryota; Fungi; Ascomycota; Dothideomycetes; Pleosporales; Dothidotthiaceae
Product: t-complex protein-like protein 1
Exons: 4
Coding region: 83-1762 (559 amino acids)
Biological process (GO): protein folding
Cellular component (GO): chaperonin-containing T-complex
Molecular function (GO): ATP hydrolysis activity; ATP-dependent protein folding chaperone; ATP binding
Source: RefSeq, a predicted model, not a curated record